Molecule: messenger RNA, 648 nt
Organism: Dovyalis caffra
Lineage: Eukaryota; Viridiplantae; Streptophyta; Magnoliopsida; Malpighiales; Salicaceae
Source: the annotation of a GenBank genome assembly
AUGGGGCUUUCAUUCACUAAGCUUUUUAGCCGUCUUUUUGCAAAGAAAGAAAUGAGAAUUCUCAUGGUGGGUCUUGAUGCUGCUGGUAAGACUACCAUCUUGUACAAGCUCAAACUUGGAGAGAUUGUCACCACCAUUCCUACAAUUGGGUUUAAUGUGGAGACUGUAGAAUACAAGAACAUAAGCUUCACUGUCUGGGAUGUUGGUGGCCAGGACAAGAUCCGACCAUUGUGGAGACAUUAUUUCCAAAACACUCAAGGGCUAAUCUUUGUGGUUGAUAGCAAUGAUCGUGACCGUGUGGUUGAAGCUAGGGAUGAGCUGCACCGGAUGUUGAAUGAGGAUGAAUUGAGGGAUGCUGUGCUACUUGUGUUUGCUAACAAGCAAGAUCUUCCCAAUGCUAUGAAUGCUGCUGAAAUUACAGAUAAGCUUGGUCUUAAUUCUCUUCGUCAACGCCACUGGUAUAUCCAGAGCACCUGUGCCACUUCUGGUGAAGGUCUCUAUGAGGGACUAGACUGGCUCUCCAACAAUAUUGCUAACAAGGUAUGGCUUAAGAGAUUGGUGGAAUUCUGCAGCUUUGCGGGUAGCAUUUUGCUUCAAUUUGGUAAUACUGAUAGGUUGUUUGGUGUUCGAGGAUUCCUUAUCCUGUAA